Cinara cedri is the source of this 6174-nucleotide messenger RNA. Lineage: Eukaryota; Metazoa; Arthropoda; Insecta; Hemiptera; Aphididae. The record is from the annotation of a GenBank genome assembly.
GCGAUAAGACGCCAUACCACAUGCGUCUGAAUAAUAUUUGAAAUGUUUUCGUAAUAUUCAAAAAUUUCGUCAACCGUCUUCGGUAGAUUAUUUUUUGGUACCGUUUGGAUUCUAGACAUGGCGAAAUCGAGACGUUCGACGGGAGCGGUAAUAAAAUACCGUACAUGCGACACCUGCAAAUCGACGUUGUACUUUACCGACUUAGAGGCACAUUUCUCAGACUACUGCCCUCCGAAAACUGAAAACUGGUCUCAGGCAUACGUGAGCGAUGGUCGUCGUUUUUACUCGUACGCAAAACAGUACACAAAAGGUACCCUUUUAGUCAUAUAUUUUUUAAAAAAUUGCAGAUCAUAAUACUUAAUUUAUAGUUUAUGGUUAUGUUGUAGAUGACGAAUACGCGGUUGGUGAUGAUAGUGUUGUAGUUCCCAUAGCAGCCAUUCAGUUGUGUGGUUUUGUACUUGGUGAACCGGUUAUCGUGAGGUGUGGUCCCAAAACAUUUGUAAAACACAUUUGGCCGUCAGACGAUUUAUCCCUUUCAAAUGUGUACUUCUCUAAAGAAGGUUGUUACUCAAAAAUACAAAUAAAUAAUAAUAUUAAUUUUAAUUCAAAUUUAUUGUUUUUUGUUUUACAACCAUCAAUAUUUAUAUUAUUAUAGUUUUCACAUUAGAAUUUGAUCAGUUGGUACAUAUUUCUAUAGAACGUUUCAAAAUUAUUCCUAGUGAAGCUCAAAAUAUUGAAAUAUCUUUGUCUAGCAAUGUUCAGUUUCUGGGCAAAGAAUUUGUACGCCAUUUAUUGACUCAUGUUUCCAAUAAAUAUGAAGGACGAAUCAUCAAACAUUCUGACUUCUUGUGUUUUGAGUUUUAUGGUCGUAAUCUAUCUUUAGAAAUAUCCAAAAUACAAACAUUUCCCAAUAUCGAACUUAAUGAACAAUUACAGAAUAUGAAUAUAAAUGAUGACGAAGAAAAAUUUGUUCAUAUUUCAUCUUCUACCACUUGGAGUAUAAAAAAAAAUCCCAAUGAAGAUACUGUAAAUUACCCAAUAUCCAAUGUUGGUGGAUUGUCUGAUAUUUAUGAAAAAGUAAUUAACAUUAUACAAAAAUCGAAAUAUCAAAGUAAGCAUAGUAGUGCUUUAGUAUAUCAACCAAAUAAUUAUUGUUUAAUAUGAACAUUUGUUUUUUAGAUGUGUCUGGAAUACUUUUUUAUGGUAUUUCUGGAACUGGAAAAACAUUGUUAGCAAAAACAAUUGCUUAUUCAUUAAAAAGAUAUGUAGUUGAAAUUAAAGGUUGGGAAAUUUUAAGCAAGAUAUAUGGACAGUCUGAAACUAAAUUGAAACUGUUUUUUGAAGAAGCAAUUAUUAAUUCACCUAGUGUUAUCCUAAUUGAUAAACUUGAAAUAUUAAGCAAAUCCAAUGAUUCUUCAGACCUUGAAAGGAGGAUUAUUAAUACAGUGCAAAAUCUUUUCGAUCUACUGAAGUCAACAAAACAUAAAGGAGUUGCCGUAAUAGGUACUACUAGCAAUUUAAGUUCUAUCGAUAGCAAUUUACGUAGACCUGGAAGGUAUGUUUAAUAUAUACAUAAUGCACCUCAUACUAUUUUUAUCACAUAAUCUCAAUGUUCAAAAACAACUUUAUUUUAAACUUAGGUUUGACUAUGAAAUUGAAUUACCAGUUCCAAAUGAAAUUCAUCGUGAAGAUAUUUUAACAAAACAAUUAUCAUGCAUUAAUCAUGAAAUAAGUGAAGAAGAAAUAGCUUUAAUUGCAUAUCGAGCUCAAGGAUUUGUGGGAGCCGAUUUAUUAGCUGUAGUUAACCGCGCACUCACUGAAGCAGCAAUUAAUAACAAAAAUGUCACUUAUAAGCAUCUUUGUACUGCUGUUACACAAGUAAAACCUUCAGCAAUUAAAGAAGUGUCGGUUCAAGUGCCCAAUGUAAGUUUUUAACAUAAAUCAUUGACAGUACCUGUGUUAAAUCUAUUAUUAAUUAUAACUUAAGGUUAAAUGGACAGAUAUAGGUGGGCAAGACGAUAUAAAAUUAAAACUCAAACAAGUCGUUGAAUGGCCUCUUAAACAUCCAGAAGCUUUUAAGCGCAUGGGUAUUACCCCUCCGCGUGGUGUUUUACUUUACGGGCCUCCUGGUUGUUCUAAAACAAUGAUUGCCAAAGCUGUGGCAACAGAGAGCCACUUUAAUUUCAUUUCGGUAAAAGGACCAGAACUUUUCAAUAAGUAUGUUGGGGAAUCUGAACGCGCUGUCCGAGAAACUUUUAUGCGAGCUAGAAAUGUGGCUCCUUGUGUUGUGUUUUUUGACGAAUUGGAUGGUUUAGCAGGGGAAAGAGGGACCGGAGAUAGUGGUUCUAGUGGAGUUCACUCAAGAGUUUUGGCCCAACUAUUAACAGAGUUGGAUGGAGUUCAACCCUUAGGAAAUGUCACAAUUUUGGCUGCGACUAAUAGACCGGACCUCAUAGAUUCUGUAAUUAUAAUUUUUGAUAUUCUUUAAAAUUUUAUUUGAAAAUUAAUGUUUAUUUUUUUUUUUAUUAGGCUCUUUUGAGACCUGGGAGAUUAGAUCGUAAAGUUUAUGUUCCAUUACCAAAUAGUACUACACGUUUAGAGAUAUUGAAACUUAAGCUUUCAAAAAUGCCAACCUCGACUGAUGUAGAUAUAAAUAAAUUGGUUGAGCUCUCUGAAAACUAUUCUGGUGCUGAAGUAGGUUAAAACUUAUAUUGGUAUGUUUUUUAUAAACUAAUUUUAAUAAUAUCAUGAAUAGGUAAUAUCAAUCUGUCAUGAAGCUUCAUUGAAAGCUAUGGAAGAAGAUAUAAAUGCAGAUAAAGUAGAAAUGCGUCACUUUGAAGUAUCAUUUCAAUCAUUAAGUCCUCAAACACCAUUGUGGUUAUUAAAAAUAUAUGAUAAAUUUUCUGGAAUCCAAAGGUAACAAAACAAUGUUUAUUGAUUAAAAUUAAUUUCAUAGAAAUAAUUUUAAGGCGCUUAAAUGCUUACAUAGUAGUUAAUAUAACAAAUUAUGAGACACAGUGACAUAGGGAAGAUGCACAAAUGGGGAAGUGAAUCUAGACUACAUUAAUGGAAUGUCCUUCACUAUGGCAGUCAACAAUGUUUUUUCAGUCGAAUUUGUCUCUCAGUUUUCCUUUGAAUAGUACAGGCAUUAAUGAUAAAGUAGCAAAUACUGCUAAAAGUAAUAUGGAAGACCAUGACCACAAACUGGUUGUAGAAGUGAGCUCGUGUAGGGUUUUUCCAGCUUGUACAGCCAGUACAGAUGGAACUGCUACUCCUAGAAUUUAAAAACAAAUAUGUUAAACUAUAUUAAAUACGGGAGAUAAUAAUAUUAUUUUUAUUUUUACAAGUUGAUUGUCACAAAACCAAAACUCUAUGUAUGCGUCUAAAUUUCUCUGAACUCAUUGGACCCAAUUUAAUUUAAUCUAACCUUGAGUCACCAAUUGUGACUUACUAACUCACUUUCAAAGUUAUAAUUUGAAUUUAUAUAUUAAUAUAUAAUUACUUUUUAUCUCUCAAAUACUAUUUUAAUAAUCAGUAUUUGAUAAUAUUAUAAGUAUAUAAUAGAAGUACCUAGUUGAAAAGUAUGACGAUAAAGAUGAAUUUAAGUAUAUUUUAUAACUAAUAAAAAUGUAUUAUAAAUAAUUAUAUUAAAAGAAGUUUUGUUGAAUUUGUAUCGAUUUUAUUCAGAGUUUGUAUUUGUUGUUUGUUUAGUAAAGAACACUAUAAUACUAAAUUGAAUACCCAAUAUUGUAGAGUACUAAUUUUUGGAAAGAAAACUUAAUUACUAUGUAUCAUGAUAAAGAUAACAAGUAUGCAUUAAGAAUAUUGUUGAAGUUGUUUUAAAUACCUAUUUUUUUAAAUGAUUUCUGUUUAAGAAACAUAUAUAUUACUUUGGGUAGACAAAAGAUAUUAGCUAAUCCAUACACAUUUUAUUUGAUUGUAGAAUAAUUUUUAUUUGUAUGAUAAAUUAAUUUAAUUUAAUUGUUAUUAAAAUAAUAACCCAGUUUUGAUUUAUUAUAUUAAAAAAACUGAAUUCAAUCAAACGUAAAAACUAAAACUUUAUCAAGAUAGAAAAAAAAAAGAGUAAAAUUUAUGAUUACAAUAUUUUGUUUAAUCAUUAAUGUUAUAAACUGAGAAAAAGUCAGAUUUGUGAUUUAAAAAAAAAAAUCUAUAAAUCUAAUAUUUUACAUAUAAAUUGUUAAAUAUUUACCAAAAAAUGUUCCCGCCCAAAAUGGUACCAGCGGAACAUCAACUAAAGGUGCGCAUACAUUUAUAAACCAAUUAGGCAAAAACGGAGUUAUUCGUAGAAACAUAAUAUAACUAAACAUGUUGUCAUUGUGUUUUUUCACCUGGUAAAAAAAAAAAAAACCAUUAAUUCGUCUAAUUUAUUUCUAAUACAUAUGUCUGUCACUUACUAAAUUUGCAUAAGUCUUAAUUCUGUCCGGAAAAUAUCUGUAUGCUAAUCGCCUUCCAAUUGUCAUAGAUAAUAGAUAACAGAAACAAGCACCCAUCGCUGAACAGAAACAGAUGAUCCCUAAUGCUAAUAAAAAUGGAUAUAAAAAUCCACAUAAAAUUGACAACGAUAUUGAACCAGGUAUUGCAAAUGUCUGCAAACUAUAUUUUUGGGUUAUAGUUAAAGUGAAAUUUAAACAAUUGGAAGAUGUCAAUAUUAGGUAACAGUGAACAUUUUAUUUUAAAACUAAUUAAAAGGAUACAAUAUAUAACAGAAUAAAAUUGACGUAAAUACUUGACUGUAAUAUGUAUCUUUAUAAUGUUCCAAAACAUUACCUAAAUUCUGUGCAUCUUGGAUAUUAAAUGGAAUUUUAAUAUAUUGUUUUUCUUCCCUGAAAAUAAUAAAUAUUAUGUUGUAAACAUUUUAUUUUAUUUUAAUUAAUAAAAUGUAGGUAUUAUUUACUCAGUUAAUUCUGGAAAGUUAUAAUAUAAAUAUGCUAAAGUAAAUAACGCCGCUAAAAAUAUAACCACCAAAGCAACUACUGCUUUUGUGGUAGACAUUGUUUGGUCGUUUUCUACCUUUGUUGGUUUAAUAGACAUAGUUUCGUCCAUGGUAGACACUGAAAUCAAAUAAUAUCAUUGUCAUUAAUCAAUGUUAUGUAUAUAUUUUUUUUUUCAGCUGAAUUGUUAUUGUUCAUCAUCAAAACAUCAUUAUUUAAUGUAGUAUAACGCAUAUAUUAAUGUAAUAAGUAUAUAUUUUAUUCAAACAGUAACCAGUUGAUUUUGUAUAACAUUAUUGUUGUUUAAUUAAUAUUUAAUUACCUGAUUCGUUUUGUACAUCUUGAUGCUCAGCCAUAUUUUGUUGUGUUAUAUGACCUAAUAAUAAAAUGAAUGAUAUUCGUUAUUAAUCGACCAAUAAUUUUUAUGUGGAUAAAAGAAAAUACUAUUUGAUAAUCGACGACAUUGUUUUAAUAUUUUUUAAAUUAUACACGAAAUACAAAAAUGUCCGUAACAUGAUCUCGUUUUUGACUCGAUUUUUUUUUUUGUUGCUCCCAGAUUGACAAUAAUGUGAUAAAUGAUAAUGCAUAAUGCAUUGACGUUAUCUCAAUUUAGUUCUUACCUGAAUCAAAAUAGUUUGAUAAGAAAUGCAAAUUUCCGUUUUGUAUUGCUAUAAUAUUGUCAAGAGAUUGCGAUUUCACUUUCGCACACUACCUACUACUAAUAUCUAUAUUCUGUACGGUUUUAGUUGUUUUACGCGUGUCAAGCACGUCAUACCGAGUAAAAAAAAAAUAAUAUAAACGACCUAUGACGAAGACCUUAUCAUUCAGCGGACCCGAACUGUUUGGAACGAUAUCUGAUGUGGUAUUUUUAGUUCUUUAUUCCUACCUACCGAAAAAAUAAUAACAAGUGUACAUUAAUUAUUUAGAGAGCCUAUUGUUAUAUUUAUUCAAAUAUAUGUAUGGGUUUCGAACGAAAACAAAACAAUUUAACCAGAAAGCCAGAUCAAACCUACGUGGUACAUGGAAUAUCUUGGCUGGAUACCGGUGGGCGGGGUCUAUGUCUGCUCCAGUGUGUGUAUUAUAAUUAUGUUUAAAAAUAAUUAAAAAAACUAUACCCAUGUAUUAUUAUUAUCUUAGUCCUUGUAAAGUAAAUCCGACAAUAAUGUAUCCGAUCAAAAUAUAUAAUAAACAAUAGUGUAGUAAUUACAUUCGAGAAUAAAAC